Molecule: messenger RNA, 3555 nt
Organism: Peromyscus leucopus (white-footed mouse)
Lineage: Eukaryota; Metazoa; Chordata; Mammalia; Rodentia; Cricetidae
Gene: Klhl15
Product: kelch like family member 15
Exons: 4
Coding region: 545-2359 (604 amino acids)
Biological process (GO): nuclear protein quality control by the ubiquitin-proteasome system; protein ubiquitination
Cellular component (GO): nucleus; Cul3-RING ubiquitin ligase complex
Molecular function (GO): protein binding
Source: RefSeq, a predicted model, not a curated record
CCCGGCGUGGGUGAUCCUGAGGCUCCGCGCGCUUCGGGGCAGAAACCCGGAGACGCCGUUGUCGACGUCGCUACCGCCGGCGCUUCUGCUAUUGCCCUCGGCCCCCUCUGCUCUGUCCCGGUUCGUGGCCCUAAGCCGGUUCUCCCGCCGUACCCUGGGGGCUGUCGCGAGCUCCUCCUCCCCUCCCCGGUAUUGGCAAGUCUGGGCCCCGGCCCCGACGCCGCGCGCCUAAAGCCUAGCCCAACUGUCUGGACUCGCUACUCAAGCGCUGUCUUCUUUCCCAGGACUGCUUCUGAAGGGGCCUCAAGCUCUCACGCUCGCCCCGCGCCGGAGCGCUCCGGCCCGGCCAGGGAGCGGCCCCUUGUAGAGGUCCAAGGAGCCUACCGAGGUCCGUCCCGGCGCCUGACCCUCCCACCGAUCGGCCCACUGGCCCGCUUCUUCCUGAUGCAGAGUGCCGUCCACUAGAGGCUGGACAGGACCCCCGAGUGUCCAGGGUAUGGAUUGUGAACAAGUUGGUUUUGUUUCACGUGUUCAUUUGUGAUUCAUGGCAGGGGACGUGGAAGGUUUCUGUUCCUCCAUCCAUGACACCAGUGUCUCUGCUGGGUUCAGAGCACUGUAUGAGGAGGGAUUGCUUCUCGAUGUCACUCUGGUUAUUGAAGACCAUCAGUUCCAGGCCCAUAAAGCACUAUUGGCCACCCAGAGUGAUUACUUCAGAAUUAUGUUCACAGCAGACAUGAGGGAACGAGAUCAGGACAAAAUUCACCUGAAAGGUCUAACAGCUACCGGUUUCAGCCACGUUCUUCAGUUUAUGUAUUAUGGAACUAUAGAACUGAGUAUGAAUACCGUUCAUGAAAUCCUUCAGGCGGCUAUGUAUGUUCAGCUUAUAGAAGUGGUGAAGUUCUGCUGCUCUUUUCUUUUAGCUAAAAUCUGCUUAGAAAAUUGUGCAGAAAUUAUGAGACUCUUAGAUGAUUUUGGUGUUAACAUCGAGGGAGUCAGGGAGAAGCUGGAUGCCUUUCUGCUAGACAACUUUGUGCCACUCAUGUCCAGGCCUGACUUCCUGUCCUAUUUGAGCUUUGAGAAGCUCAUGUCUUACCUGGAUAAUGAUCAUCUGAGCAGGUUUCCAGAAAUAGAGCUGUACGAGGCUGUGCAGUCUUGGCUGCGACAUGAUAGACGACGAUGGAGACAUACAGAUACCAUCAUUCAGAACAUCAGGUUUUGUUUGAUGACUCCAUCCAGCGUUUUUGAGAAGGUUAAAACAUCAGAAUUUUAUAGAUACUCUCGACAGCUGCGCUAUGAAGUUGACCAAGCAUUGAAUUACUUCCAGAAUGUCCACCAGCAGCCCUUGCUAGACAUGAAAUCAAGCCGUAUUCGUUCUGCCAAACCUCAAACUACAGUAUUCCGAGGAAUGAUUGGACAUAGCAUGGUUAAUAGUAAAAUACUUCUUCUAAAGAAACCAAGAGUCUGGUGGGAACUGGAGGGACCCCAAGUACCUCUAAGGCCCGACUGCCUUGCUAUUGUCAAUAAUUUUGUAUUCCUGUUAGGUGGAGAAGAACUGGGCCCAGAUGGUGAAUUCCAUGCCUCUUCGAAAGUGUUCAGGUAUGAUCCAAGACAAAAUUCUUGGCUGCGCAUGGCAGACAUGUCUGUACCCCGUUCAGAAUUUGCUGUUGGUGUUAUUGGGAAGUUUAUUUAUGCUGUGGCAGGCAGAACAAGAGAUGAGACUUUCUACUCAACAGAGAGAUAUGAUAUCACUAAUGAUAAAUGGGAAUUUGUAGAUCCUUAUCCAGUUAACAAAUACGGACAUGAGGGGACUGUGCUCAAUAACAAGUUGUUUAUCACUGGGGGAAUCACUUCAUCUUCCACAUCUAAACAAGUAUGUGUGUUUGACCCCAGUAAAGAAGGGACCAUAGAACAGCGGACCAGGAGAACUCAAGUAGUCACCAACUGCUGGGAGAAUAAGAGCAAGAUGAAUUAUGCCAGAUGCUUUCACAAGAUGAUAUCUUACAAUGGCAAGCUUUAUGUCUUCGGUGGUGUCUGCGUGAUCUUGAGGGCCUCGUUUGAAUCUCAGGGCUGCCCUUCCACAGAGGUGUACAAUCCAGAUACUGAUCAGUGGACCAUCUUGGCAUCCAUGCCAAUUGGCAGAAGUGGCCAUGGUGUGACUGUGCUGGACAAACAGAUAAUGGUCCUUGGAGGCCUUUGCUAUAAUGGUCAUUAUAGUGAUUCCAUUCUCACCUUUGACCCAGAUGAAAAUAAGUGGAAGGAAGAUGAAUACCCUCGGAUGCCCUGCAAGCUGGAUGGCUUACAAGUGUGCAACCUACACUUCCCGGACUAUGUACUGGAUGAGGUUAGGCGUUGCAACUGACGAUAUCUUUCUCCCCUAAAAAAACAAGGCAAAUAAAGCAUUUGUGAUAAAGUAGUUUAAAACAUAAAGAAAAACCUCACCAGUUUUACUAUCAAAGCCAUUGGUCUAAUAUUGUAAGUUUUCAUUCUGUGCUAGCAUCUUUCUUUUCCUUUCAGUGGCCUCAGACUCAUGCAAUAAGUUCAUUUAAAGCGCUAGCUCUUGAAACUACUUCCAGAAGCAGUUUAGUCACUGCUCCGCUUACCUGGGAAGUUGAUUUUCUGCUUUAAACAUUUCUUUCAGAUGUUAGUGUAGGAUUUGUGCAUCUUCCAAGAGAAGACCCAGUAAGUGUCACUGGAUGUGAUUUCAGUCCCUCUCUAUCUGAACUCUUUUGGACAUUAUUUUAGUCCGCUAUAUGUUUUGGUUUAUUAGUUAAAAGUUUAAAACUCUUGACCUUUUUGCAUGGCUUUUUGCUGAAAAUGCAAAAAUUUAAAUUUUCUACAAAAGUUUUUUAUAUCAGAACACUAUUUCUAAGCUGCCUUCUCUUAUCUGCAUUGUGUUAGUGAAAGCAUAUCCAUACUCACAUACAUCCUAUAAAUAUAUAAGACACAUCCCUUUUAUGCGUGGUUAGGAUUCUAUAUUUUUAAGCUAGUGCACUUGCACACACAGUUCGCCAUACUUGUUGAGAUUUAGAUGUAAUGUCUUUAAUGUAUUAAUGUUUUUAGAAAGUUAAAAUAACUGGAGUCCUCAUUCAGUAUCAAAGUAGUCUAUCUUCAGUCCAUACUGGUUCAGUAAAAUUUAACUUAAUAUUUCUGAAACAUGUAUGGAUUUAAAAAAACUAGUGUUUUACAUUUUGUUUUCAAACUAAAGAUUAAUAUUUCAUAUCAAUGGAUGUUUUUUCUUGUUUGAAAAUAUUUUUCUUUGCAGUCUGCUUAAUGUUGGUUACCCUGUUUUAGUGAGAAUCAGAGUGGCCUGUGUCAAGCUCUGACCCUGCAGCAUGCAAGCACUUUUAAAGAAAAGUUAAGUAAUACCAGACUCCUAAGUAAAAGCCCCUUAAAAGUAAGUGCAACUCCUCUUGUUUCUAUUCAGUAAGACUGCUGCAGGUGAUGAAUGCGGAGCAGCAGCUCUUACAAGUUGAAACUCAGUUCUGACUGAGAUGAGAAAUUAGUUAUAAUGUUAUAUCUGCUUGAUCAGUUUGUACAAAAUAUUCAGUGGCACUA